CAAAGGAUUAUUUACGAAUUUGAGAUAUUAUCGAACCUCAUGACUUCUUGUAUUGGAUUGAUUAUUUGUGCAUACGAAUUGAUUCAGCCAUUAUAUUGGCAUCAAUUUAAAAUAAUUCAUUCACUAAAUACGAUAAUUAUUUUACCAGCAUGGAUCAAUUUGAUGUUAAUAAUAGGAAGAAUUCCGAGUCUAGGAUGUUACAGUCUUAUGUUUACUACUGUCAUGAAGAAUUUUUUGAAGGUCACUGUCUCUUUUAUAUUCCUGAUUGUUGGCUUUGCAAUGACCUUUUCACUAAUAUUUCCAUUGUCGGAUUACUACACAAGCCCCCUAAGUGCAUUAUUAAGGACAAUAGUUAUGAUCAUGGGAGAAUUUGAAUAUUCAGAAAUGUUUUCAAAAGACACAAAUACAACGUCCAAAUUAAUGUUCAUGUUAUUUGUUAUUUCUUGUAGUAUAAUUUUGAUGAAUCUAACUCAAGCCAUUGCUGUGAAUGACGUUAAAAUUCUUCAUGAAAUAAGUCAAAGUAUUCGUUUAGAAAAAGAAAUAAGAUUUCUGUAUGAAUUCGAAUCGAUUUUCACUCAAAAGAUUAUGACUUCAAACACUAUUCUGAAAAAGAUUAAAAAACGUUUAUAUGACAUUGGUGCUAUUGGAAGAAGUAUAACAAUUACAAAAGAGAACCGCCAAAUUAUUUCUAACGAACUUUUGUGCAAAUUAAUUCAAUGCUAUAAGCCAACAAAAUCAAUAUGGAGCCGGAAAAUCCCACACGCAAAAUUUAAUUUCAAGUGCUUACCAAACCGUUUUGAUCUUUGAACAUUUUUCGAAUAAAUUAAAUUUUUCGAAAAUGCACUUGUGGCGUAA
Molecule: messenger RNA, 855 nt
Organism: Eupeodes corollae
Lineage: Eukaryota; Metazoa; Arthropoda; Insecta; Diptera; Syrphidae
Product: transient receptor potential channel pyrexia-like
Exons: 6
Coding region: 40-807 (255 amino acids)
Source: RefSeq, a predicted model, not a curated record